This is a messenger RNA of Punica granatum (pomegranate), 3096 nucleotides long. The record is from RefSeq and is a predicted model, not a curated record. NCBI's taxonomy places the organism in Eukaryota, Viridiplantae, Streptophyta, Magnoliopsida, Myrtales, Lythraceae.
AUGGAUGAACAAGUUAAAAUUGUGUUGAAAUACUUGGAUAUUCAUGCUCAUGGGGUACGAUAUGUGGGGAUCUAUGGUAUAGGUGGUAGCGGCAAAACGACUCUUGCCAAGACUCUAUUCAACAGAAUCUCCGAUCAGUUUGAGGCUUAUAGUUUUUUGGCAGAUAUUCGGCAGUCUUCAAUGCAUGGACUUGAACAUCUGCAGAGGAAGCUCAUACAUGAUCUUUUGCCAAAUGACUCCAGAGUUAUUUCAGAUAUUGAUGAUGGGAUCAAGGUCCUCAAAUAUGCAUGUCAGAAUAAGAGAGCUCUCAUAGUUCUUGAUGAUGUGGAUAAAAAGGAGCAAAUUGAGAGCCUAGCUGGAAGUUCAAAAUGGUUUUCUUCUGGAAGUAGGGUAAUUAUCACAACAAGGGAUAUCAGUGUGCUUCCACUUCGGCAAGAGCAAUUGGAAAAAGGCAGCGGGAAGAAGUCUACGGAACUGUGGACUUUUGAAAUGAAAGAAAUGAAUUUCGAACAAGCUCUGCAACUAUUUUCGAAGCAUGCUUUUAAAAUGGAUUAUCCUCCGACUGAUUUCCUCGAUCUUGCAAAAGCAGUUGUCUCUGGUAUUGGACGACUUCCUUUAGCUCUUGAGAUCUUAGGUUCAUAUCUCUACGGCAAACAUAGAGAAGUGUGGGAAGAAAAUAGAAGCAUGUUGGUGAGGAUCCCUCAGAAGAACAUCCGUAAAAAAUUAUUGAUAAGCUAUGAAGCGCUAGAUUUUCGGACAAAACAAAUAUUCCUCGAUAUCUCGUGUUUGCCUACUGAUAUGAAUAUGAACAAUGCAAUUUACAUGUGGAAAUCUUGUGGAUUUCAUCCGGAAGUGGGAAUGGAAGAGCUAAUUUCACAAUCUAUUAUAAAAGUGAUGGAUGAACCAAGGAUGCAGGUCAAAGAUAUUGAGAGUGAAUUUAGUUCAUUGCGGAAUGCCUUGGUAGCUCUUGGAGGUCGGGAUCAUAGCCCGCUAUGGGAUAAGGAUCUUCGAGAAAUGCUAGAAGAGGGGAUGGUUGAUAGGAGACGGUGGAUGCUUGACCAUCUCAGAGAUCUUGGAAGAGAAAUUAUUUGCAUGGAGAAUUUCUUGAAUUUUGGGGAGCAUAGUCGGCUGUGGGAUAUUAAGGAAGCCUGGAAGAUACUAGAAGGAAAAGAGGGAACUGGAAAAAUCGAAUUACUGCCUCCUCUUUCUGGUGAUGCUCCUAUGCGAAAUUGCAAUCUUACAAAUUUUAAGGCUAUCAACCUAUAUUUGAGGAGGUUGGCCAUUCUUGAUCUCUCACAUAGCUACAUUAACGAGCACUGGGAAGGAUGUAGUAAAAUGAAGCUUGAACAGGUACCUGAUUCCAUUGGACGCCUUAAGAAGCUUGAGCACCUCUCUUUGAAGCAUUGCUCCGAGAUUCAAAAACUACCGGACUCAUUUGGGGAUCUACAAUCUUUAUCUACUUUGAAUGUAUCAGCCACAGGCCUCUUGGAGUUACCUGAUUCAAUCGGGAAUUUUAAGGAAUUGAAAAUUUUGAAGAUGUGGCAUUGCAGGGUGAGAACUUUACCUCGGUCUAUCGAAAUGUUGAAGAAGCUUCAAGAGUUGGAUGCAAAUCAAAGCUAUUUGCGAGGAGAAAUCCCAACCGAAAUUGGGAAGUUGUCCCGCCUGAGAAUACUGGACUUGUCGUAUACUGAUAUAUGCAUGUUGCCUUUGACGAUUAGUCAUCUUUCUUCUCUCGAAAAGCUUGGGUUGGAGGUGUGCAACAACCUCGAAGAACUACCGAGGCUUCCCGCCAGUUUGACCAGUUUAUGUUUCACUUCAGCGGUACUAAAGUGGGUCCCAGAUUUCUCAAAUCCAGGCAACCUUACUAAUAUGACCCUAGGCAAUAUUGGAAACCGCGGGCCAAUCACUUUGAGGUUAUCCCUUGUUCCAGGGAAAAACGUGAAAGUAUACUUGGAAGAUUACGAAAAGAUUUCUCAAGACGGGCGCCGGUUUUGGUCUCCAAAAUACUUAGGGAAAUGCUUCUGCAUAUGCAUGUCAAAUAUUGAGACACUACCAACAGAAUUAUUAGGCAGUGUCUCUCAGCUUAAUACGCUUGUAUUGGGUUGCCGUGGCUUGCUACGGAUUCCACCACUCCCAUCCAGUUUGUCUACUCUGGCUCUUAUGUAUGUGGGAGAAGAUACAAAGCUCCCGUGUCUUUCUAACUUGAAAAACUUGUCCUAUUUAAUACUCUGUGACUGUCUUAUUGGAAAAGUUGGAUUCGAAAGUCUUGGUGUUGGAGAAUUAGAGCAGUUGGAAACCUUGGUGCUAAUGGCUGACUUCAGCAUGCUUGAUGGCCUUCAGAUACCGGGGAGUCUACAAAUGUUUGAAUUGGUUGAUUGCGCUCAUGUUCAGAAGUUACCGGAUUUCUCGCAUCUAAAGAGUCUACAAGUCUUGAAAAUUGAAAACUGCAACGAACUCUUGCAGCUUCCAGACCUUGAAGAGUUAGUAUCAUUGCAGUUAAUUAAAAUUGAUGGAUGCAAAUCAUUGAAAAGCUUGGGGCCUCACCUGCCAGCACAUUUGAAAAUCCUGUCCCAAACGGACUGCGGAUGUCUCAGGGCGUUGCCUGAUCUAUCGCACUUAAAGCUGAAUCUAAAAUUGCUGGUUAUAUGGGAUGCAGAACUGCCGGUCAUUCCGGGACUUAGAGCUCUAGAAUCACUGGAGGGAUUAGGGGUCCUCGAUUGUCAUUCUUUGGGAUGGCUGUGGCCUCGUGUUCAAAGUCAGAGGAGUAUGAGGAAGCUUCGCCUAAAGAAUCUACAGGAGUUGGCAAUAAGGUGUGACAGAAUAAUGGAGAUUUCGGGUCUUGGAGAGCUGGAGUCAUUGCGUGUUCUGUAUAUUAAUUCAUGCAAUUCAUUGAAAACGAUAAGGCCUCACUUGCCAGCUAGUCUGGAGAAGCUCGACAUAAGUUCUUGUCCGAGUCUUGAGCAGUUUCCAGAUAUUUCAAACCUGAAGAAUGUUCGGGAGUUGACCAUAAUAAGUUGCAAUCAGCUGGGAGAAAUUCCAGGUCUUGGAGGGCUAAAAGUGGAUAUAGUAAAAGUCGAUUUGCAAAGCUUUACGUGA